Messenger RNA from Trichomonas vaginalis G3, 771 nucleotides. RefSeq lists its product as uncharacterized. The transcript has a single exon. NCBI's taxonomy places the organism in Eukaryota, Parabasalia, Trichomonadida, Trichomonadidae. The record is from RefSeq and is a predicted model, not a curated record. The coding region runs from base 1 to 771 and encodes 256 amino acids.
AUGGAAGCCUAUCAGUAUUCCAACCAAUUACCAGAACUUCCUGCAGAUCCAUUGUUACCCAAGUUCGUUAUCCCAGAAAUUUCGUUUGAAAUCAUGGAUACUCCGAUUUAUAAUGAAUUAAAAACUAAUCUUACACCAGAUCCAUUCUUAGGUGUUCCUGUUGAAUUCACAGAUCUUUCAGUAUACAAUAAAGUACCAACUGUUGAUGAUUAUACACAAGAAGAUAAUGAAUAUAUGCAUCAAGGCUCUACACAAUUAACAGGACGUAUGCAAACAGAAACCUUGCCACAUACAAGAACAACUAAGGUAGAAACUAGAUCAGAACAGACUCAGAAAGUCACUUCUUCUUACAGAAGAGGUGAAAUCAUCACAAGUGAUAAUUACGAUGAAGAAAUCCAAGAGAACUUGAAGAGAGCCUUCAAGGAUAAUAUUCCACCAGGCAGAGCUUAUCUUCUUAAAGAAGAACCUCCACUUUCCAAAUUACAAACACAGAGAACAGCCUACAAAUUUACAAACACAAACUUCUUAUUCGAGGCAGGCACAGACGCCAAAGAGAAGUUUAUCAAAGAAAUUCCAGAAAACGGCGGAGCUCCUAUUUCAGGUUUCGCUGUUACUGCAGCAGAAUAUCCUUACGCCUACAUUGUAUUUAAUGAUGACGACGGAACUGCUUCAUUUGGCUACUCUCCAGUCGAAUAUCAGCUUAAUAUGAUGGUUCCAAGAGAUCUCAAAUCAAAUGAACUUACUGCUAGACCUGUUAAAUUCGAAGAAUAA